Molecule: messenger RNA, 1833 nt
Organism: Microsporum canis CBS 113480
Lineage: Eukaryota; Fungi; Ascomycota; Eurotiomycetes; Onygenales; Arthrodermataceae
Product: tRNA (cytosine-5-)-methyltransferase NCL1
Exons: 4
Coding region: 1-1833 (610 amino acids)
Biological process (GO): tRNA methylation
Cellular component (GO): nucleus; cytoplasm
Molecular function (GO): tRNA binding; tRNA (cytidine-N5)-methyltransferase activity
Source: RefSeq, a predicted model, not a curated record
AUGAACCCUAUCGAGAACGAGGCCGUUAUUGCCCACGUUAUUGAUCGAUGUGGUGGAUCUGGCAAGGUAGAGAUUGUAGAUUGCGCAAAAGAGCUACCCGAGCUGAAGAGGCGUCCCGGCCUAACGACAUGGAAAAUCAUGGACAAGACUGGGCGUAUAUAUGAGAACUGGGCGGAAGCUGAGGAGGAAGUUCGAAAGCUCAAUCCUGCAGCUAGCCGGCUUGUGGAGGGCAUGUUCCCACCCUCUGGCGACGCCGAAAUUGGUGAUUUGACUCGGUGCAUGCGUGUAUAUCCUCACAUGCAGGAUACAGGUGGAUUUUUCAUUACUGUUCUUGAAAAGAAGCGCGAGAUCAAAGUAAAGUCAGAGUCCACCAAGGCGGCUACAGCUGCUCCUCAGGCUUCUGCCUCUGCUCUAGUGCCAGGCCCAACCACUAUAGAGAAGGAUGGCGAAGAUGAGCCAUUGGUACCCGAAAACGGCGCUGCUGCUGCUGAAAGCGGACAAGAUGCUGCUGCAUCUACUCUCAAGAGAGGAUCAGAGGACUUGGAACAGCCACAGGCUAAGCGGGCAAAGGUUACUGAUUCCGCUCAGGAGAAGGCAGAUAAAGUAGCAGAUACCAAGCCAGCGCCAACAGAGGCACCCUCAACCUCAGCAUCUGCUGUGGCACCGCCGAAGCUAAAGCGCAAACAGCAAUCGUCUUUUGAAGAGCCCUUUAAAUAUCUUGACUCUAACCGUGAAGACCUCGAUGAGAUCUUUAAAUACUUCAGACUCUCCCCCCAAUUCCCUCGCGACCGGUUCAUGGUCCGCAACGCCGAGGGUCGUCCUGCGAAGACUAUAUACUAUACCACAGUUCUCGCUCGGGACAUCCUGACAGAGAACGAAAGCACAGGAAUGAAAUUUGUGCACUGUGGCGUUAAGAUGUUUGUCAAACAGGACGUGCAGAAACCUGAUUCCACACUGAAGAAACUUCUUGUGGAAAUGUUCCCCAAGGUCAAUGACGGGGGAUGGAAAGAGCUGGGCGAGAUCGGAGAGCGAGUCAGGGAUAUGGAGAUGGGAUGCUACAUCCUACGACUGGAAGCGAGUGAUAGGGAAGAUGGAUUCCGAGAACGCAUGGUCUUCCCACUCUGGCGAAGUGCCUACUCUGUGAACCUGAUGCUCCCCAAGGAGGAACGCCGUGCAGUGCUCCUCCGUCUAUUUGAUGAUGAUACACCGCUAGUCAACUCGACGCAGAAGAGAGAAGCAGCUGCAGCCAAAGCCAAGGAGGGGAUCAACAUUGCAGACUAUGACUCGGAGCUAGAAGGAAAUGACAAGAUUAAUGGCGAAGCAAAUGGCGAUGAUGCUGACGCAGAGCCUGAGGCUGAAGCAGGAAUCACAGCAGCCAAAAGAACACAGAUGAUAAACAUCCCGGCCAUAUACGCUGGCCCACACACCUCACCACCCAUUGUCGUGGCCAUCGUGCUUGGAACGGUUAUUGGCUUCGUCCUGGUAGCCUACCUGAUCUACAUACUGGUCAACAAACCUAAGGACAUCAUGUCCGCCUCCUCAGACAUCGUCUCAGAGGACAUCCGACGGCCCAAACGAAAAGGACCGCCCCGUCGAAAGUCCACGAAACCACCUCCUCCAAAGAAGCCCAUCAUUGUGGACGAGGAUGAGCCAGAGGUGCCUAACUUUGUCGAUGUGCAGGACACUGGGAGGUACGAGGGGACCGAGUCGAUGGUCUACACGGAAGAGACGUCAGAGUCACACUACCACCACGCGCCGAGAUCGAGAUACUCGCCGGAGAUGGCGGAGUCGUAUUAUGAUCCGCACAGCAGCCGAGGAGGAAGAGGGAGGUAA